This is a messenger RNA of Triplophysa rosa, 4049 nucleotides long. RefSeq names its product heme oxygenase 2b (gene hmox2b). The record is from RefSeq and is a predicted model, not a curated record. The transcript has 7 exons. Lineage: Eukaryota; Metazoa; Chordata; Actinopteri; Cypriniformes; Nemacheilidae. Gene Ontology annotation, biological process: response to oxidative stress; heme oxidation; heme catabolic process. Gene Ontology annotation, molecular function: heme oxygenase (decyclizing) activity; heme binding. Bases 252 to 1202 code for a protein of 316 amino acids.
AAGAAGAGGUCAAAAGCGCACGCGCAUCCGUCAAUCUGUAAUCCAUUACAAAUACUUUUGUGCCAUUCCUACAAACUCAUCCGACAGACUAAUAUUAUUUACAUGAUCAAAGAAAGAUUCGCACGCGAUCUGACUAAUAGAGACUGUUUGCUGAAGGAUCUUGCUGGAUGCCCGAGCUUUUGUUAUAACAGUCAGCUGUAAAAGAGACAUUUCUCCCAUCACUCAGUCAGGAGUUUAGAGAAGACAGUGAAAUGUCUGCAACAACAACAGAAGAUGCAGCCAAUGGCAAGAGCGCAGUUAACGGAGGAUCUAUGUAUGAAGAGGGAGGGGUUACUGUCCUCAGACCUACAGACCUGUCAGAGAUGUUGGCUGCAGGUACCAAAGAAGUUCACGAGAAGGCAGAGAACACACAGUUUGUGAAGGAUUUCCUGAGGGGACGCAUUCGUAAGGAACUCUUUAAGCUCGGUCACGUGGCUCUAUACUUCACUUAUUCUGCUCUGGAGGAGGAGAUUGAGAGAAACAAAGAUCACCCGCAGUUUGCACCGCUCUACUUCCCCAAUGAGCUCCACCGGCGCGCCGCUCUGGCUCGGGAUCUGGAGUACUUCUACGGCCACGACUGGCAAAGCCAAACCGUCUGCUCUCCGGCCACUCGGCGCUACGUGGAGCGCAUCCAUCAGCUGGGCCAGGAGGAGCCUGUGCUCCUGGUGGCUCACGCUUACACCCGUUACAUGGGUGACCUCUCGGGGGGACAGGUGCUGAGGAAGGUGGCCCAGCGUGCCAUGAAGCUGCCGUCCACCGGAGAAGGGCUGCACUUCUAUCAGUUUGACGGCGUCCACAACGCCAAGGCCUUUAAACAGCUCUACCGUAGCCGCAUGAACGAACUGGAGCUGGACGUGAAAACCAAAGAGAAGGUAGUGGAGGAAGCCAACCGGGCUUUUCACUUUAACAUGGAGGUGUUUGGAGAACUGGAGGAGGUUGGAAAAACCCUUCAGGAGGACGUUAUGGAUGCAACUCCUCUUCAUGGUGAAAUGCAGGGAGACGUCAGCCAGUGUCCGUACCACGCUGCCAAAACGGCUGCUACAGGCGGAUCGGCGUUUAUUUAUCAAAUGGCCAUGAGCGUGCUUAAAAAUCCAUCCGGUCAAGUCCUACUGGCUGCUUGGAUCGCUGCUUUAGCCGGAUUGGCUGCCUGGUACCUCAUGUGACUCGAUAAGAGGAGGAGAAAGUGGAGAAAACAUUCGAUCCGCCCGGAGGUUACACAUUCGCUUUGAAACUGUCAGGCAUUUCCGCACCUUGAACCCUUGAGAUGAUUUAGUGCACCUCAUUUGCCCGCAUGUGCUCGGGUGGAUGUGAUUUAUAUAUUUCAUAUGAGGCGGGUAGUGAAGUAUAGUGAUUUAAUGUGACAUUUAGUACUUUUGAACCUGGAAAUAAUAAAAUAAUGAAGUUAAGGGUGGAAAUGCAGAAAGAUAUUUUUAUAGAGGAGUUUCAUCACUGUGGACUCAUUUAACGUUUUGGGCUCAAAAAUAGUGAAUGCAAGAGUUAUUAUAGUUUUGAUUUUAGUUUAAUUUAGUUUUAUUAAUAUUUUAAAUUAGCUUUUAUUUUUAGGUUUUGUGUUCAUUUUAGUUAAAGUUUUAGCAAUUUUGGUAUAUGCUUUUGUCAUUUCAUAAUUGAUUGGUUUAUGUUUAAUGUUGCUAUAUAAGAUGAAUUUAGUAAAAAAAACGAAUUUAGUUUUUGUUUAUUAUUAUAAUUUUGCUGCUUUAAACUUACUUUUCAAUUUUUCCUUGAGUUAAGUUUUUCCAACAGUUUUAGGUCAAAAUUUGAUUUGAUUUCAAUGAGCAGGAACGUUUUCAAAGGUUUAAUUUUAGUAAACUAAAAUAACCUUGGCAAGUAGACAAGCUCAGUUUUACACAAUGUGAAAUGUGUCCGAAUGUAAUGCGUAACGUUUGUUAAAGCACCACCGGGGUGGGGGGGUCUUUUUAAAACGGCCUUCCUGAAUAAUAACACAUCCGGUUUAAUGGCACAGACCUUUAAAGCAACGGUUCAUCUAAACAUCAAACUACUAAGUGGUUUAAAAACGUUGUUUUGUGGAGCACAAAAGAUAUUUUGAGAGAUGUUUCAGUGGUUCCAGUAAGUCAAAAUAUCUUCUUUUGUGUUCUGCAGAAGAAACUCAUAUACAAUAGGUUUGGAGUGACAUGAGGGUGAAAAACGAUGACAACAUUUUUUUUAGGAUACUGUAUAGUUCUUUUGAAUACUGAGGUUGGUUACCGCCACAACGGGACCAGGUGCUUAUAAUGCCAUGACCAAGCAUUGCACGUGGCUUUACGUUUCUAGGACGGUUUUGACGGAAUAAGUUUGAUUUAUUUAAGCAUGAUUUGAAAUUAAAUGUACUCCGCGUUUCUGCAACGCCACAUCCACGCUACCCUUUUAACCAUGAUAAAUGUCUAAUAACCAAUGUUUGAUUACCAUUACUAUUACCAUAGUUUUACUACAAAUACCAUGAUUAAACAUGAUUAUUGCGGUGAAAUACAGUUUUGUAGUUAUUACACAGCAAAAUCGCCAGUGUUAAAAAGGGUCAAAUUAACUCUCACAGUGUUUAUAUAAUCCACACUUUGAGAGUGUGGAUUAUAUAUACACUGAGUGUUAAUUUGACUUUUUAACACUGGCGAUUUUACUGUGUAUGGUUUUACUACAAUUGAAAACCAAAAAACUAUGCUAAAUUUAGUUGGUAAAUUUUUGUAAGUAAGGACAAAACUAUGAUUGAAGAAUGUAGAAUAUGAAAGAAAAGUGCACAAAAGCCAUUUGUUACAUACGAUUGAUUGAUGAUUUAUGUGGGUUUGUGUAUGAAUUGGCCAUAUGUGUAAUGCAUAAGCUCGCUGAUGCAGUGACAAUUUUAUAAAAGAGCAAAAUGUAUUCAUUUGGGAAGCUGUCAGUGGAGUUUGCAUUCAUGACACGCUGCAAUAGUCCUGAAACGUCUGAUAUCAGGUGACGAAUCAGCCUGGCUGUUAUAAACAUGUAUAACUUGUUUUUACCAGGGUUUAAAUACUAGUAUUUGAAUGCUAUUUUAACAAGGUGCAAGGUCAAAAAGUAUUUCAACCGUAUUUGUCGAAUUUAGAGUUGCUUUCCUCCAAAGGUGAUUUACUUGGUAAUAGACCAUUGAUCUUUUAACAUUAUUAACAGUAAUGGAUGCAAUAAUUCAUUUUGAUUGAACCUAACCCUAUAGCACUGUGAUAUGACACUGAGGAUUUUGAAAAAUGUAUAGGUUUAUUAACACAAGACGGUCACUUUAUUACACUGAGAGUGUUUUUGAAAGUGUUGUACGUUCGCGGCUUUAAACAGAGCUUGGCGGUUUCUAACCAAACGGUUUCUGUAUUAAAACAGAUCACAAUGUAUGCAAAGUGUUUUGCAUAAAUGGUUUAUGCAGGUCAUUUUCAUGUGAUAACUUAUUUUGUCUUUGGAGUUACUGACAACUUGUUUUUAAGCAAAAGACAGAAAUAGGAAACUAGUGUACUAGAACAGGGGUUUUCAAACUGGGGUCCGGGGACCCCCAGGGGGCCUCCAGAAGGUUGCAAGGGGUACCCCAAAAAUUUUCUAGGAAAAAGAUUAAGCAAAAAACGAUAAGUCCACAGUGUUUAUCUGCUUUUUUUUGCUAUGGAUAGUUUCCAGAAUUGUUUAUAUUUGAAUCUUUCUAAUGAGUUUUUCUCACUAUAGUUUCUUUUUUCGGACUAUUUAGGUUUAGAAACAAGUUGUUGUCUUCAUUAUAUCCUAUUAACAUUUUAUCUAACAAAUUUGAAACGUAUGUAAAGGUUUGUUGAAACAUAUAUUUUAGAAAAGGGGGGUCCCUCACAAAAGGUUAAUCAUAUUUUGGGGAUCCUUGGCAUCAUAAAGUUUGAAAACCUCUGUACUAGAAGAAUUCUGCACAAUACACACUGCUUACUGUAAUGAAAUAUAGUAAUGAAACAACAGUAUAUUGUAUGAUUGAUGCUACAUCACGGUCACAUGACCUUAUGACAUGACGUGUGGUGUCCAGUUAUCAUCUCUGAAUAAAAAUAUUU